AUGAUUACGUCAUCAUGUGGAAACUUGGAUAUUUCCAGAUUGAAGGUAUCGACGAAUUCUGAAAAAGAGAGAAAUGAUCAAAUGUUCGAUCAAGACUUGGAUGAUAUUAUUCGAAUGAGUCGGGAAAGUUUAAUCGAUUCAUUCAAGGCAAUGGAAGCUGUUAUUCAACAAAGUCAAUUUUGGGCAAUUUUAAUUGUAGCAGCAAAAUGUUACGGUGAAAUAUUUGCAAAUAUGCCGAUUGGUUAUUUUUUGCUAUCGUUAUUGUUUGAUAAAAAAAUUCCAUCUUUAUUUUUCAUUUAUGUUGUAAUGCCGCUGUUCGCAUAUUUAUUGAAUCAAAAAACUCCAAUGAGCAAAAUAAGCUUAGCAGAACGUCGUUGGCUUAUUUUAGUAUUUUCAUUUUGGGUUGGUGCAACAACGCAUUUCAUUCUGAUUAAUUGGGAUCUCGGCGUAUUUCCACCACCGCCACUGUAUUCACCAACACUUGUAGCAUUGCUUUUUGAGGUACUUUGA
This is a messenger RNA of Acanthocheilonema viteae, 510 nucleotides long. The record is from the annotation of a GenBank genome assembly. Lineage: Eukaryota; Metazoa; Nematoda; Chromadorea; Rhabditida; Onchocercidae.